AUGCAACUUAAAGAAACAUCAAAAAAUGUCAAGCUGCAUUGCUUGAAAUUUUAUAAUAUGGUAGCUAGAGGAAUCAAAUAUGCAGCAUAUUCUAAAGAAUUGAAUAAACUUGGUGUUGUAAGAAACGAUUAUAGUAUCGAAAUAUGGAAUCUUUCAAAAGCACCGUUCAUUGAACGAACAAUACCAGGAAAUUAUGAUGAUACUGUUGAAGUUAUAUGUUGGGCUGGACCUCGAUUUUUUUCUGUUGGGUUGUCAGGUAGUGGUGUAAAAGAAUGGGAUCUAAAAAAACUCACUCCCCUUCGUUCAAUGUUGUUAACUGGCGAGAAAGGAAUAUGCAUGGAUUAUCAAAAGCAAACUGGAAUGUUGGCAAUUGGAACUGAAGAAGGAAUCAUGAACAUUUUCAGCACUGAUGAUAAUGAAUUACAAUUUUGUCGUCUAUUAGAUCGUCAAGAUCAUAGAAUUAUAUGUUGUAAGUUUAAUAACAAUGGAGAUAAACUUGCAUCUGGUUCACUUGAUACUGUAAAAAUUUGGAACGUCCAAAGUGGACAAGUCAUACAUAAAAUGUCAACAGGACGAGCAGAAUCAAAUCAAGAGACAAUUGUGUGGUGCGUAGACUUUAUUGAUGACAACACAGUUAUCACUGGUGAUUCAAGAGGAAAAGUUACCUUUUGGGACAUAACUUUAGGUGCACAAAUCGAUUAUGUUCAUGCCUCAAAUUUCGACAUUAUGUGUCUUAGCAUUUCGAAUGACAGAAAAUCUUUCUUCUGUUCUGGAGUUGAACAAAUUCUUAAAAAAUAUACAAAAGUGACUGUGCAAAGAGGAGGAAAAGAUUUCGAUCAAUGGGUGAGAUGUGCGAAGAGAUCAAAAAUUCAUACUCAUGAUAUUCUAACAAUGAUAACUUUGAAAAAUGAUUUGUUGGUAUCUGGCGGUGUUGAUGGAUUUCUGUCAUUUACAACGCCAGACAUGAAGAACUUUGACAGAUUUGGGCCUUUUCUUCAGCAUCCGUUUGUUAAUAUAUCUGACGAGAAUCGCUUAAUUCUUCUCAAAUAUGUAAACUAUUUAGAAUUGUGGCGACUUGGAAGUGCAGACGAACAAACUCAGGAAAUUGCUAAUGAGUCGCAGGAAAAAGCAAAUUUAUCAAUUGAGGAAAACGAAAAUGAAACAGUGACACAAUCAACUACAUCAAAACUUUAUCAACUUCAAGAAUUUCCAGAAAAGUUUCUUGAGUUGCGAAGUAAGAAGGAUGAGAUGAUAAUUUGCUCUUCAAUUUCUAAUAAUGGUCAGUGGAUUGCUUAUUCAACAUUAAACUCGAUUCGUCUUUUUCGUUUUGAAAUUCUUUCAAACUCAAAACCGAAACUACAAAUUGUUAAAAGCAUUUUACCAGAAUUUACAGCUUGUGUUAAAAUGUUGUUCACAAGCAAUCCUUGUACUCUAAUAAUAUUUAAAAGCAAUGGAACUUGUUCAGUGUUUGAUCUUGAUUUAGAGACAUUUGAACACAAGGAAACAUUUGAUAUAAGUGAACAUCAUUCAGAUUCGAUUCAUCACGCUGCCGUGUCAAAUUGUUCAAGAUAUUUGGUGAUGGCAAGCUUAUGCAACAUCAUAACAAUAUGGAAUUUAAAAAAGAAUAUAUGGACUCACUCAAAAACUCUUCCAAAAUGCAAUUCUCCAGUUCUGUCUAUUAAAAUACGCAAAAAUAGCCCUAUCGCCGUUAUUUCUUUUUCCAAUAAUAAAAUUUUGGAGUAUAACAUUGAAAGUCAUUUUAUUCACUUUUCUGCGGCUAUUCCUGAAAACUUAACAGCGAUUGAAAAUCCUUUGAGCAACGUUGUUGUUGAUCCUAGACGAGACGAUUCAAUAAUCUUCAUGAAAGGCAAUUCAAUCAACGUUUUGGUAAAAAAUGAAAGCACAAAUUCAAAAACGGCAGGAAAGAAAGCUAAAGUAGGUGAAAUUGACAGCAAUGAUUUCAGCGUCAAAACUGCGAAGAUAUUUUCAACACAUUUGAUUCAUUUGGAUUACAUUGGUGAAGAUGAACUGCUUGCACUUGAAGUAAAUCCAGUAUCUUUAACAGAAUUCCUUCCAUCUCCGCUAAGAAGAAAACUUUUUGGAAAAACAUGA
Messenger RNA from Clunio marinus, 2112 nucleotides. The record is from the annotation of a GenBank genome assembly. NCBI's taxonomy places the organism in Eukaryota, Metazoa, Arthropoda, Insecta, Diptera, Chironomidae.